AUGCGAUUUCACGCCGCUUCCAGCACCGCCGAGACCAUCGGCGAGCGAUAUCACGAUAUCCUCAGUUCUCCUACGCUCGCAGGGCUCCGGCACAUUCGCAACAUCGUUCAUGAAGCUGUGGUGCUUGAGGAUGUUAUCAAAAGUACGUGGAUGAUCGAAGAACUCGCAUCGAAAAGCGUAUCGCUGCAAGAUCUGCGAGAUCAACAAGAGGAGGCUAUCGCCGACGAUAAGAAGAAGCAACAUAAGCAGGGUAUACGAUUCACACGAUCUGUCAUCAUCAAGGAGAUGAACCGCCUCAAGGAUGAGUGGCGAGAGAAUAAAGAAGUUAUCGUCAACGGCAUACCAAAGAGGCUGCAGUUCAAGCAGUGGUUGGAGCACACAGGGAAGCAAUAUGACUAUUUAUCUAUGGAUACACAGCGUUCACAAAUGACUCAAGCACUGAAAGAAGAGACUGACGGCUAUAUGAUAGAUACACAACUCCCUGAUGAUGUGCGUGAAGCUAUCCGCAAGGCACAGUAUGCCGCGAAGCCCCUCAGCGCCGUUGAUCUCACCGGCCUCCCUCACAGUGAUGAUACGGUCACUUUCAACCUCACACAAGCACACGAGCACGAGGAAAUGGAUGAAGAAGACGAGAUUCUUCCUGUAAUUGAAGUCGCCGGCGGCAGCGAAGUCGAGAUGCCCUCAUCGCCGCCCUGUGCACCUGACUCUGAGUCAUCACUACCUACACUUCCCUCAACUCCUUGUCCCUAUCAACACCACACGCAGCUUCAUGAGUCACUUCGUGAUAUCAUCAGGGGAAUAAGAACGGCACAAGAAGAUAGCCUUAUUGGCUAA
Molecule: messenger RNA, 834 nt
Organism: Fusarium poae
Lineage: Eukaryota; Fungi; Ascomycota; Sordariomycetes; Hypocreales; Nectriaceae
Exons: 2
Coding region: 1-834 (277 amino acids)
Source: RefSeq, a predicted model, not a curated record